AUGUCGACAAUCAUCAUCACGCCCGCUCAAUUCCCUCGCGAUCGAGAGGUCGUGGCUACCUUAUUCGCAGCGUAUGCGGAGUCAUUGAACAUCGACCUGUCUUUUCAGAGCUUUGCCGACGAGCUCUCGCGGCUGCCAGGAAAGUAUGCAGCCGAGAAAGGUGGCACAUUAUUCCUCGCCCAUGGAUCCAACACUUCACCUGCCAAUAUCAUUGGGUGUGUCGCCGUGCGCGCUUUCUCGUCACCAAAGACCUGCGAGCUGAAGCGCCUGUACAUUGUACCGGAAGCUCGAGGCAUGGGUGCUGCGCAGCGUCUUAUGGACGCAGCGAUUGAGAAAGCGCGGGAGUUGAAUUACGACUAUAUGCUGCUGGACACACUCGCAAGCAUGACGGCGGCACGAAAGCUGUACGUGCGAUAUGGCUUUGAAGAAGUGGACAAGUAUUACGACAAUCCAAUCGAAGGCACCGUGUUCAUGAGGGCUGCGCUGAAGGACGUGCAUUCCGAAAGCGCCACUUUGAGUAGCGCGUGA
Molecule: messenger RNA, 528 nt
Organism: Didymosphaeria variabile
Lineage: Eukaryota; Fungi; Ascomycota; Dothideomycetes; Pleosporales; Didymosphaeriaceae
Exons: 1
Coding region: 1-528 (175 amino acids)
Molecular function (GO): acyltransferase activity, transferring groups other than amino-acyl groups
Source: RefSeq, a predicted model, not a curated record